This is a messenger RNA of Talaromyces marneffei, 2463 nucleotides long. RefSeq lists its product as uncharacterized. Lineage: Eukaryota; Fungi; Ascomycota; Eurotiomycetes; Eurotiales; Trichocomaceae. The coding region runs from base 1 to 2463 and encodes 820 amino acids. The transcript has a single exon. The record is from RefSeq and is a predicted model, not a curated record.
AUGUCAGCGAAAUCGGUGGACCGGCGACAAACAGAUUCCUCUGGGUCCUCAAAUAAGCAAGAAGAAGACCAGCCCGUCGUGCCUGCUGAAUUAGAAUCGGUCAGCACCCGCCUUGGUCGCCUGAAAGACGAGGUCCUUCCUUCCGCGCCGUACCUCCUCACUGUUCCAACAGACGUACCUUUUCGCCUUGGAAAUAGGUUCGUCAACAAUUGGGCAGUGGGGAAGAAAGGCCCCUUUGCGAUAGAAGAACAGCAACUACAGUACAUGACCUUUUUGAUGCACCACGACGCGGACUCUCUGCUUGUUGCUGUCGGAGAUUGGUCAGAUAACGACGGAAGGGCCAUGGCCAAACAAGAUGAUGAAAAGUCUCGGGUCGCUACACCUACUACACCUGCGGCAACACAGAGUGGUGCGGCAAAGAAGAAGAUCAGUCUAAGCGACUAUAAGACGAGGGCGAAGGGGGAUUCAACAAGAGAGCAAUCGGCCGACGACGGAGAACCGCCUCGCGAUGGCACUCGAAACGAGAAACACGAUACCCUACAAGUUCCUCCUUCUCGUACAAUAAAGGAACGAACCUCGCAUGAUCGACUGAAUGAAAGCGCAAACGCGACCUCUCCAAGCUCCAAACGACCGCUUAAAGAUUCUUCAAGGCCAGUUAGUGAUGCUCCUGCAUCGAAGCGUGCACGAUUGACUCCUCCCGAGUCUGCGGAAGAAAAAUUACCUGCAGACAAAAAGCCGAACGGCAUUCCCGCCCUUCUUUCUCCUACACUCCCCCCAACCUCUUCCACUCCCGGUCUACCCGAAUUACUAUCCCCUACCCUACCGCCUGAACUUGAGGAGGAACUUGCUCAUUUAGAAGAUGAGUCUCCCCUUACUUCAAGACGAGAAACAACCUCCGUCUCCAAAGUUGACAGCAGGAACGGAACUACGAAUCUAAAAGCUCCGGCUCAUAAUCGAAUACGUCCUGAUCAGAAGUCGACUACUAAUAGACAGCCUAAAGAGACAAGCAAAACCACUCCACUUCCUACUGGCGGGAAAAACAACAACACUAGGACUCAAGAUACGGAUCUAAGAUCUACAUCUCCAUAUCAAAAAUCACCGGCAUCAAAUACCACUGCCAGAAUAAAGGGGGCGCCAUCUUCUGCCACAGGAACCACAGCACCCAAGAAGCUUAUAGUCAAGUUGAAAUAUGGGCGAGCGAACAGGAAAAGAGUGGGCGCUCUACUCAAAUUCGGUGGCAAACGCAAAUUAUCCGACAGUCUACCUUCCAGAGCGUCAAAGGAAUCGUUAUCUGGGGAUGAAGAUGGAGAUAUUUUGCGAUAUGAAUCGAAGUUCCGAGAAAGAAAACGAGAGCGUUCUCCAUAUGACGAUCGAAUGGAUGAACAACCACUACAAGACACGUUUGGAGCCGGCAAGACUGUACCUUCAGAUAAGGCUAGGACCUCGAACGCCACUUCGUUCAAAUCACCAUCAAGUAAGCGACCUGCUGUUUCGAAAACAGAGUCCGUUGCUCCUACUCCAGUCAAGGACAAUCGAUCCAGGCAUCAACGUCUUGCAGAUGCGGAUGCGGAAGUCAAGACACCCUCGAGUUCAUCAGGUGGUAAAUCCCUACCACCAAAACCAGACAAGGCUAUACAAAUGUCACCUGCCAACAGCGAUGUCAUGAGGGCUCGAGAUCAGGAAAGAAGAUCGUGGCGCGAUGAGUAUACAAAAUACACGGGGCUAGGCCGGGAAUCAAAACACACCGCAGACGGAUAUUCCAGGGCCAGAGCCACUGGCAGCGAUAGCGUUUCAAGUUUGGGUGGAAAGCUGGCUGCAGCAUCCGCUAUUGAAUCAAUACUUUGCUUCAUUGUUGCAUUCGUCGCAAAUGACCGUCACAGAUCAAUCGCCCGACAAAUUGGUGAUUCUGAGACCUGGCGGUCCAUUAUUCCAUAUUGGCGUGUGGUGGAAAGGACCACAUCUGCUUAUCCUCAUCUACACGGACUAUGUCUUGUCCUUGGUGCUGUGUCUCGGGACACUAUCAACACUCUGGAUCUGGAGCGACUCGCGGUCUGUCCUCUCCCCGGCGAACAAAGUCCCGUCCCGACUCCAGGCAGUGACGGAAACACAGUAACCUCUGACCGCAACAACAGCAACAGAAGCCACAACAAAAAGGAAUUCUUAGACCUUCGCAACCGUCUCCCCGAAAAUCACAAGGAAGCCAACCGUCUAUGGCUCGAAGGCUGUCGGAAACUUUCAGAUGAUGUCCUCGCCAAAGAAUACCCAGAGACAUGGUCAAGUCGGUCCCGCAAUUUCACAGAACGAGGUCACGACAAUUUCAAGAUCGGACAAUAUGCUGGUGGUUUCUUUUUACCAUUUAGUCGCACAACGACACCUAUGGAAACAGUCCGGUUUGGGGUUGCCUUGUUACGCGAAUGGUGCAGGAAGGAGAAUAUAGAUUUCAAAGCUCGACUGAAGCUUUGA